This is a messenger RNA of Daphnia pulicaria, 2525 nucleotides long. RefSeq names its product alpha-(1,3)-fucosyltransferase C-like. Gene Ontology annotation, molecular function: alpha-(1->3)-fucosyltransferase activity. Bases 752 to 2074 code for a protein of 440 amino acids. The transcript is spliced from 4 exons. NCBI's taxonomy places the organism in Eukaryota, Metazoa, Arthropoda, Branchiopoda, Diplostraca, Daphniidae. The record is from RefSeq and is a predicted model, not a curated record. Gene Ontology annotation, cellular component: membrane.
UCGUCGUUGGAGCACAAAGCCCAAAGCCUCGUCGUCCAAUCACGAAAUCGAAAUUCGCCCAUCGUUAUAAUAUUCGCUCAAUUAGCCCAUAGGGCAUUACAGAUUUGAUAACAACUUUGAUUUGAAUUUUCUCAAUCAAAGUAUAAGGAAUGAAUCAUCGUUUAUAGCAUUUGCCUCUCCUUUUACAUCCAUCGUAUAAUAUUAUUAAAUUGUCUAUAUAAUGAUUCGACCGUAUUGAUGAGAAACCAGUUUCAAAAAUGAUAAAAUCAAUCUCGCCCUUCUUUUUUUCUUUUUUUUUUUUAGUGGCUGGCCCUCGGUCAUGUGUUGCGUGGCCGUGCAAAUCAAGUCCAUCGGUCGAGUGCCCCCCCCCCUCGUCCAAUCACGAAAUCGAAUUCGCCCAGUUGCUCAUUAGAUUGAUGAUUAUGUCAGUGGGUGGGUCGUUUGAAUUUUGGGGUAUCUUUGUCGCCGUGUAGUCAACGACCUCAGCUGCACUUGCCUUUACAGCAGUGCUAUUAUGCGGAUGUCAUCAGGGUUUUGGCUGGCCAGCAGCGGGAUGAUCAAGUACAUACGUGAGGGUUGAUUUGGUGGGCGGAGUGUGACUGCUGCUGCUGCUGGGCGAGACGAAUGCGCGAAUCAGAAAUGUCGACCUUGCUUCAACCUCUACCUGUACAGCAACACCGUGGUGCAUAAUAAUAAUUGCAUCGUUAGUGAAUGCAUUGAGAAAAGGAACAUCAUUGCUAUUCGUUUUGUCAUGUCGCCAUUCUGCGUCAAAAGGACCGUCGCACAGCUGCCGCACAAAAUGUUCAACGUGAACCGUCGGGCGAUCGCUUGCGUCUUCAUGUUGGCCGUCAUGUGCAUGGAAUGGACGCUCUACUCAUCGGAUCAGAUCCAACCCAUUCGACAAAACGACUUGCCAAUGUUCCCCAUUCAACAUCAUCUACAUCAGCAAUCCUUCAUCGACUACUGGACACCGCAGCAGCCCGAACUCUACCACCUGAUUGAGAAUUAUUCAAAGGAUCGACUGCCGCUGCUGGCCAAGGAUGACCCGCCAUUCAAAAGGAUCCUCUUCUGGAAUAAGUUUUACAGCCAAAAGAGUUACCGGGUCGGACUCGGUCGGGACGCCUUGCGCCAAUGGGGCUGUCCCGUUUGGCAGUGCGAAACGUCAGACAACCGGUACGGCGUCCGGAAAUACGACGCCGUCGUCUUUCAUCAACGGACCUGGACGGCAAAGGAUUUGCCAAUGCGUCGCUCGCCUCACCAGCGCUACGUUUUCUUCACUUUAGAAUCGUCGGCAUGGCGUGGAAAUAACGUCAGUCGUGUGGCCAAUUUCUUCAACUGGACCAUGACGUACCGAUGGGACUCGGACAUGAUCUACCCUUACGGCUACAUCACCCCAACGGGAAACGUCCCACUUCAUCCCACUCCAAAUCAGAUGAAAUUCUACCUGUCCAAACCCACAAGAGUCAAUUACGCCAAAGGGAAGACCAAAAUGGCCGCCUGGUUCGUCUCCAACUGCCAUACAGUCGUGAGCGGCCGAAACGAAAUGGUCAAGGAGCUGCAGAAAUACAUGACAAUCGACGUGUACGGCAAGUGCGGGAAAUUCAAAUGUCGCAAGAAGUUGGGCGAGGACAAUUCGAGCAACGAGUGCCGGGACAUGGUGGCCAAAAAUUACAAAUUCUAUUUCGCCCUGGAGAAUUCCCUUUGCCGCCAUUACGUCACCGAAAAAUUUUUCGAGAACAUGCGCCGCCCGAUCCUGCCCGUCGUUUACGGCCUCCACGACGACCACGAAAAACUGGCACCGCCGCAUUCCUUCAUCAACGGCGCCAAAUUCAAAUCAAUGAAAGCCCUGGCCGAUUAUCUGAUCCUCCUGGACAAGAACGACACGCUGUACAACGAGUACUUUUGGUGGAAGCCUCACUUUCAGGUGCGGGACAGCCAACGGGACAAGAACCUGGGCAUGUGCCACCUGUGCGCCGCCCUGCACGACCCGACUCAACCGCGCCAAAUCUACCCCACUUUAACCGACUGGUGGGAAACCAAAUCCGAUUGCGUUUUCUCGCCCGCCAUCUCGUGAUGGCUCCUUUUGAUGAUAAAUCAAUCCACCUGUUCAUGUAUAAAUAAGGAGAAAAAACACGAAAUGUCAAAUAAUUUCAUGGCUGACUUUAGGUCUAUCGCUGAUGGCAUCCAUUUCAAGGGAAAUGCCAUUUGGCGUGUUGGACUUGUAAAUUAACUAUUGGGCAGUUAAAUAAUUAUCAAUUCGGACGUAUAAAUUGAUGAAAGAAUUCCGGGUAUUUUUUAAUUUGAAAACCGACAGAUGGUUGAUGACAAUUAAAUCGCUUUCUACGUAUGUAUAGUCCAGCGCAAAAUAAAUGUGAGACGACUUUUGUAAGGUCCAUUCGAUAUGGCAAGUGUGUAAGGAUGAAUUCGCAUUGCGUGUUACGUGAUACAUUGUAUAGUUUCAGCAGUUUGUCCUUCGCAUAUUUAAGAGUUCAUCGGCUCGCUAAUAAAGGAAAACUUGUUCUUCA